Messenger RNA from Ylistrum balloti, 960 nucleotides. RefSeq lists its product as uncharacterized. The coding region runs from base 54 to 590 and encodes 178 amino acids. The transcript has 2 exons. The record is from RefSeq and is a predicted model, not a curated record. NCBI's taxonomy places the organism in Eukaryota, Metazoa, Mollusca, Bivalvia, Pectinida, Pectinidae.
GUUUGUAAACCCUGUAAACUGCAAGGCGCACCGGCGACCGAUGAUAGACAGAUAUGGUCCAAAGUGAUUACCUGCCAACCGAAGAGCCCCAGACUCACGAUGCUGUUGUUGAAGCAAAGAAGCGUGAUAUGGCCGCCAGAUUUGGCGGCUCUUACCUUGCACCCGGGAAAAUUUAUCGUGACUCAAGUGAUAUCUCAUCCAAGGACAAAAUGAUACAAAAAAUUUUGGAUGAUGCAGAAAAAGAAGAUCACAAAAAAAUCACUGAGGCUAUGAUGAAGGGUGCUGUAGACAUGCGAUCUAUGUCGCAGGGAGACAGAAUUCUUACUUCUAUGAAGCUCAACCCUCUUGUUCCUUUAGGAUUGGCUGGAAGCAUCAUCACAAUGUUGGUAGGAGUGAGAGCAGCAUCAAAAGGACAAGUUGAAAAGAGUUAUCGAUUGAUGAAUGUCAGGUUUGGAUUUGGAUUAAUGACAGCUGUAGCUUUGUUUGGUUGGCUACGUGUGCAGAAACUUGUAUACCAGGAUCGAUUACGUAUUGUCAAACAAGAGUUAUUAAAGGAACUGGGCGAAGAUGAAGAUUCUUUAAAUUUAUAAUUCAGUGAGUGAUGAGAUUUAUAUUGGAAGAUGUUUGAACUGUUAACAUACAAACUUUAGGGGAAAACUCUCACAACUGUGGAAGUUUUCACCAAAAUUUUGUGGUUAUUCUCCGGGUACAAUGUAUAGACAGAGCAGAAUAUAUGCUGUGUCUAAAUGUACAGGCACAGAAAAUUUAUGUGUCAAAGUCAUUUCAUAUAUAUAAAACGAAUAAAUUUCAUGUGAAGACCAUCAAUAAAAAAUUGCCCUUAAUUUCAAGCACAGUGUAUUUGAGAAAAUGUAUGUUUGUAGUUGAUGUGUACAAUAGAGGAACGAUAAUUUUAUUUAAAUGUUGACAAGAAUUGUAAGAAUUAAAAUGUUUUGUUUUGUA